Molecule: messenger RNA, 1860 nt
Organism: Aspergillus thermomutatus
Lineage: Eukaryota; Fungi; Ascomycota; Eurotiomycetes; Eurotiales; Aspergillaceae
Exons: 1
Coding region: 1-1860 (619 amino acids)
Source: RefSeq, a predicted model, not a curated record
AUGGACGUGCAGCAUGAGCUGCGCAGUCUCGAUGACAUCGCUUCCUCUCGACCGGUUGCAUUGAGUGAGCUCUGGAACAGAGCAAGCUUGCGUGGCAAGGUCACAAAGCCACUGAAGCCCCUGCAGAUUGGUAGUCGACAGAUCCACGAUGUCAAAGAGAUCUCAACUGACACCGAAACCGUUGUUGUCGCACAAUGCAAGCCUCGUCCUACCCUUGCCACGAUGCACCGCUCUUAUAUUGAUGAGGGUCACCACAACGGUCAACAAACUGAAAUAUUGCAACGCUCCCGUAUUCGUUCGGAAGCGUACUAUCCGACACACACAUAUGAGGCGAAAGAACACCCCUGGUAUGAAAACACUGACGGUCAUAUUCAGCAGAACCCCCUAAGCUACUGCGACGGCUAUGAUUCUUCCUAUCUUCAGUGUCUCCGCCACGAUUAUCGCAGCGUAUCGGACGGGCUUUUUUUCAAACCUCAGAACUUCCUCCAAUCUGAACAUGCUACCUGGCCUGCAGAAGCGUGCACGACCCCCCACAACACUCGCGUCGACUCCUACGAUCAAUGCUCCGUCGCCGAUCACCAGUACAUGCCGGAGUCGUACAUCGAGCUGCCCCAUGGCGGCAUCAACAAUGGAUAUGAUCAGUCGACUUAUGGGUCGCUGGAGGCUCAAGACUACCAUUAUAGCCAGAGGGACAUUCAUGGGGCGGCUCUCCCGAUUGAGCAUGCAUAUUCCGACCAAGCCCAGGUCAAUUAUACCUGUCAUGACCCCGUUCAAGGCGAUGCAGAACUUUUAGAGGUCGUUCGUCAAAAGCUUCUGAGAAAGAUCUCCAGUUCCUCUGAGGCACAGACUUCAGGCUCCGCGGAAGUUCGGGCUUCCAACCCUAUUCGAGUUUCCUUAGCAUCUCAUGACAGGAAGCCAAGCUCUGCUGAGAGCGAUUCGUCCAAAGCUAGCAGCAAACGAUCGAUCAAAGAAGAGGCAACUGCCUUCCUUCAGAGCGUCGUUGAGAACUCUGACUUUGACGCCAAGCGAACCAGGUUCCAGGAUCUGACGGACAAACCCGAGGGUUCUGCUAUUGUUCGGCUCCAAGAAGGGGGCCACGAAGCAGAACACGUGAAAUCACAGUCCGUUGGCAUGUGUGACCGUCAUGCAAACUUGGAGGACACACGCUCAGUCAGUAGACAGUUCAACCUCGCAGACAAAGAUGCCAAUUCGCUUUCAAAAGCCGGCGCUAUUGAACACCUUCCUCUCAGAACCAGUCAUUGUCUUGUUAAUGAAGGCGAUAUAACAAAGGACAAGCAAGAGAACCCCUACGAUAAGCUGCUGGUAGCUAACAGCAAGGUUGUCCCGCCUGCACCGGGGCUUCCCAUGCCCUCGGAACAACGGAAGUCAACUGAUUUCUUGUUCUUCGAUACCCUGGCACCAAAGAGGGCUAGGCUUGAGGAAGCGAAUUCCUGGUUCCAUACCGAUAACCGGGGUGCGGGUGAGCUUCGACAGCUGGUCGCAUCCAUUGCUUAUGAUCACGUUGAGAGAGAAGCAUUGCUUCAUGGUACUUCUCGCCCCACAUCAGAGACUAUGACUGCAUGGCAGACGACUCUGCUUCUGGGGAACGUUAUUGCCAAUCUUCAAUUGCAUGCGUCCAAUGAUCCUACCAAGCAGACUGACUACUUUGCAAAUUACGGAGAGGUCGACUCGGGCUGCCGCGAGCCCAGCCAUGGCGGACGUCGCAGUUAUUUCUUUCAGGACCCUGCAGUUACCCAUUGGAAACUUCCAACCGGUCGAGCCGGCCCUGAUAUGAGAAAAGAGUCAGAAGAUGGAUUCGCCGGUCCUCAAGUCUACAGUCAACCUUCUGGUACUUGGUAG